AUGGGAGACCUUUUUUCUUUAUUUUGGGAGGUGGAUCCUCCCCUACCUAUAAGUUUUACCAUUCCAAAUCAAGAUUAUGAAUGCCGGAAGGAUGACUCUUGUGGGACAAUAGGGAACUUCCUGCUUUGGUAUUUUGUCAUUAUAUUGGUCCUGAUGUUCUUCUCUCGGGCUUCUGUCUGGAUGUCUGAGAAGAAAAAGAAUGAAGACAAUGGAACAAGCACUUCACUAAGUAAAGCAAGCAAAGAUACUUCCUAUAAGCGGCAAAACAAAGAUGGUGCCUGGGAUUCUUUGCAAAUGAUGACAAAACCAAAGCAGAACCAACUUACUCUUGUAACUGACUCAGAAGUGGCUUUGGUCAAUGCAUAUCUUGAACAAAGACGAGCGAGGCACCAUUCUGAAUUCAGCCGGGUGAAUCAGACCCAACCUGACAGUGAUACUACUGAGUGUGAGAGUGAAGUAUCUAACUCGGGAGCCUCCUCUUGGAAGGAGAGUGAAAGUGAACACCACCAAUCACCAGCCAGUAUUAAGAAGAGAAAAAUAGCUCAGAGGCAAAGGAAUAUGGGAGGUUGCCAAAUCAGGGAAAGGCCCUGCCUCCACUGCAAAGCCAUGAGAACCAAUGAAUGGCUGACCCGCCAUUUCCUUCAAAACACUUCAGUAACAACCCCAAAGAAGGGAGAUAUUCAAGAAGGAAAUUCUGGACCUGGUAUUAACAAAAUUCAGUAAUUUGAAUUUUAAUCCAGUCCUUACCUUACUUGAAGCCAAAUGAAAGAGAUGAAUAAAACACAAAAAAUCACCAGAGCUCUAGGUGAGGAGGCUUUUACAAUAAAGUCUCUCUACUAACAACAAAAACAUUCUUGGAAUGCAAGAGAUAAAAUUUCAGAUAAUUCUUUGUCCAAAAACAGGCCAGUGAAUUUGUUUAUGGCACCAUUGGAGCAUCAAGAUCUACAUCCACUGUGAUUUUUUAUUCAAAAGAGCACAAGACAGAUACUUUAUGCCUUGAGUGUAUGUAUUUUGUUUAUAUCUGUAAUACAAAU
Molecule: messenger RNA, 1034 nt
Organism: Balaenoptera musculus (blue whale)
Lineage: Eukaryota; Metazoa; Chordata; Mammalia; Artiodactyla; Balaenopteridae
Gene: SSMEM1
Product: serine rich single-pass membrane protein 1
Source: RefSeq, a predicted model, not a curated record